Molecule: messenger RNA, 815 nt
Organism: Nelumbo nucifera (sacred lotus)
Lineage: Eukaryota; Viridiplantae; Streptophyta; Magnoliopsida; Proteales; Nelumbonaceae
Product: zinc-ribbon domain protein
Source: RefSeq, a predicted model, not a curated record
AUGAAUUUGAAGAAGCAUUCGAAUGUGCGAGUGUGUAAGCAAUGCCCCGAUGUCUGAGAUGCGGUGCAGAGAAUCAGAAAACUCGAGAAACUCCAAGUAAUCGAUUCAUUCCAAUUUUCUAAUCGAGAAGAAAUAAAUCAAAGACCAAAGAAGAGGUAAACUAGUAGCAUAAGAGAGAAGCGAUCGAUCAGUUUUCAGAAGGAGAACAGAAAAUAGAGGAGAUGUUUUUCUUCUUCGUCGGAGGCGUAGAGCAACAAGUGAGCAAGGUGCUCAAGGCCGGAGCGGGGCGCUGUAUCAACUGCGGUUCGGUAGCGGAUUUAGUAGAAUAUGAGAAGGUCCUCAAGAUGUUCUUCGUUCCCGUGUGGCGGUGGCCUGGUAAAGAGCCAGCAAUGUACUGCAACGACUGUUCGCUCAUGUUCCCUCAAUCCUUCUCUCUCCCUCCGCCUCCCCGCUCGGAUUCUCCCCCAUCGCUCCCUGAUGUUCUUCGCUGCCACUCCUGCGCUCGCGUCGUUGAACCCGAGUUCAGCUUCUGCCCCUUCUGCGGUUCAGCUCUGUAACCUCUCUGUCUCAUGGGGUUUGUUUUCGAUACAAUAAAAAAGAUUCUACUUUUCUAACUUGCUCUGAGUUCUGAUCCGGCUCUUUUGUAUGUCAUGUUAUGUGAAGGAAAUGUGGGAUGUUGCUAUUUUUUUGGUUGGGAGGGAUGGCUUUUAGGGUUAGGGUUUUUGGUUUCUUAUAAACAUGUAAAGUAAAGGCUUUUGUGCAUUGACGAGUAAAUAAUAAGAGAAUUAAUUCUGAGUUUGGCAUGCUUUCAGAGA